This is a messenger RNA of Staurois parvus, 339 nucleotides long. The record is from the annotation of a GenBank genome assembly. Lineage: Eukaryota; Metazoa; Chordata; Amphibia; Anura; Ranidae.
GUCAUCUGGCGCUGGAUCGUCUGGCUCGACAGCGGGCAUCGGGUCACCAGGCAUGACCGCGGGCACUGGGGGUCAUCAGGCAUUGGAUCGUCUGGCUCGACAGCGGGCAUCAGGUCACCAGGCAUGACAGCGGGCACUGGGUCAUCAGGCAUUGGAUCGUCUGGCUCGACAGCGGGCAUCGGGUCACCAGGCAUCAGGUCAUUUGGCUUGACAGCGGGCACCGCGUCAUCUGGCAAGGCAGUGGGCACCGAGUCACCAGGCACAACAGUGGACUCUGAGUCAAUUGGCACGACAGCGGGCACCGGGUCAUCUGGCGCUGGAUCGUCUGGCUGGACAGCA